GUCCCGGCGGAGCCCGCGAGCGGCGGCGGCCCCACGGCCCGGCCCGGCCUCGCCUCCUUCCUUCCCCCGCCAUGCUGGUGCCGGUGUUCACGCUGAAGCUCAACCACAAGAUCCUGCCCCGCACGGUGGCGCUGGGCCGGUUCGACGGCACGCACCCGUGCCUGGCGGCGGCCACGCAGGCGGGAAAGGUUUUUAUUCACAAUCCUCAUGCCCGAGGGCAGAAAACGAGCACAAACAGACUGGUGCCGAGCACCCAAGAUUCGGACGUUUCCCUUCUCAACAUUAAUCAAGGGAUCACGUGUCUGGCUUCGGGCGUGCUGAACCCUCAGCUUGGUUAUGACUGUCUUCUGGUUGGAACACAGACUAAUUUGUUGGCUUAUGAUGUAUAUAACAACUCAGAUUUGUUUUACAGAGAGGUUUCAGAUGGAGCCAACGCAAUAGUUCUUGGAAAGUUGGGAAAUAUUCCAUCUCCACUUGCUAUUAUUGGUGGAAACUGUGCUCUGCAGGGCUUUGAUUAUGAAGGAAAUGACCUCUUUUGGACAGUGACUGGGGACAACGUUCGUUCGUUAGCGCUGUGUGACUUCGAUGGUGAUGGCAGAGCUGAGCUUCUUGUUGGCUCUGAAGACUUUGACAUCCGGGUGUUUAAAGAAGAUGAGAUUGUGGCAGAAAUGUCAGAGACAGAGACUAUCACUGCCCUCAGCCCCAUGUAUGGCAGUCGCUUUGGUUACGCUCUUUCCAAUGGCACCGUUGGAGUUUAUGACAAGACAGCCCGUUACUGGAGGAUUAAGUCUAAGAACCACGCCAUGAGCAUACAUGCGUUCGACCUGAACUCUGAUGGGGUGUGUGAGUUGAUCACUGGCUGGUCCAACGGGAAGGUUGAUGCACGCAGUGACCGGACUGGGGAAGUCAUCUUUAAGGACAACUUUGCUUCCUCAAUUGCAGGAGUGGUGGAAGGAGAUUACAGAAUGGAUGGGAGCACCCAGUUAAUCUGCUGUUCAGUUGAUGGUGAAGUCCGAGGCUAUCUGCCAGGAGCGGAGGAGAUGAAGGGAAACCUAAUGGAUACAAGUGCUGAGCAGGACCUGAUCCGAGAACUUAGUCAAAAGAAACAAAAUCUGCUGCUGGAGUUACGAAAUUAUGAGGAAAAUGCAAAGGCUGAACUGAGCACUCAGUUGAAUGAAGCUGAUGGGCAGAGAGGUGUGAUUCCUGCAAAUACCCAACUCCAGACAACCCUCUCAGUUAACCUGGGCUCCAACAGCCAAUCUGCCCAUGUGGAGCUGUGUAUUUCCACCACAAAUGACACAAUCAUCCGUGCUGUGCUCAUCUUUGCUGAAGGCAUAUUUGAAGGAGAGAGCCACGUGGUACACCCCAGUCUCCAGAACCUCUCUAGCUGUGUCCGUGUUCCACUUACUCCACCCAAAGAUAUCCCUGUGGAUUUGCACAUCAAAGCCUUUGUGGGUUACAGGAACAGCACGCAGUUCCAUGUGUUUGAGUUGACAAGACAGCUUCCUCGCUUCUCCAUGUAUGCCCUGAGCAGCCCAGACUCAGCCACGGAGCCCCUCAGCUUUGUUAACUGCACAAUGAGUGAGAGACCACAAAGGAUUGUGAUGUGGCUGAAUCAGAGCUUCCUGCUGCCAGAGGAUGCAGAGUUUCAGAGCGCUCCCUUUCAGGUUUGCUUCACUUCCCUUCGGAAUGCAGGGCAGCUCUGCAUCAGAAUCAAGCCUGCUGGAGAGAUCUCCAUCAACACAGAUGACAUUGAUCUGGCUGGGGACAUCAUCCAGUCUCUGGCCUCCUUCCUGGCCAUCGAGGACUUGCAGGUGGAAGCAGAUUUCCCCACGUACUUUGAGGAGCUGCGCAAAGUGUUGGUCAAGGUGGAUGAACACCAUGGGGUGAACCAGAGGCUCACAGCCAACAUGGCCCAAAGCUCCAACCUCAUCCGCAGCGCGCUGGUUCUGGCAGAGGACGCACGGCUCCUGAGAGACAUGAAGAACAUGAAGACACGGUACGUGGAGCUGUAUGAUCUGAACAGGGAUUUAAUAAACCAGUACAAAAUCCGCUGCAACAAUCACACAGAGCUGCUGAACAACCUGAGAGCCGUCAACCAGGCGAUCCAGAGGGCCGGGCGCUUGCGGGUUGGCAAACAUAAGACCCAAGUGAUCAGUGCCUGUCGGGAUGCCAUACGAAGCAACAACUUCAACGUGCUCUUCAGGAUAAUGCGUGUGGGAACCGCUUCUUCCUGAAGAGGCUGGAGCAGCAGCACCUGCCCCAGCCAGCAUUCCAGUGCAGUGGGCAGACACCACUUAAUCCCAUCCCCUGCUCCACUCUGGGGGAAGUAAUGGCAAAGGUAGUGUUGUAGUUUAGCUGUCAGGUGAGAAAUGUUGUUACUCCAGCCAAAGGACAGGCAGCUUUGUAAAGAAAGCUCUUUGUAAGGGGUUUGAAGUGCAGAUGUGUUUAUGCAAGACAGAGGUAUUACCCUGAGCAGUUAUUUUUCUUACAGUAACUUAUUUAUGUAUUUUAAUAUAUUUUGUAGCUCAGGCAUCAGCCUUUUCCAUUAAAGCAUGGACUGGUUUCCCUGCUUUUGCUCUGAUUUUAGCUGGGGAGAUGCAUGUGGUGAAGUAAUUAAGUAAUUCCUUGCAAAGCAACCUGCCCUUUUCUGCUUGUGUUGUGUAGUCCCUGUGCAGGCUGAGCACUUACACUCUGUGUGGGAGAAUCCCAGCUCUCCUUGCAAGGGAUGUGCUGCUGCUUCCUGAGCAAACUGCAGUCCAGUGCACUGGAAAGGCCAAAGGAAAGACAUCUCCAUGAUGGCUUUUAAGGCAGAGGAUGUUUGAGAGCUGCCUGGUUCCAGGGUCCAUGCAGGUGGGAAGCAGCCUGCUUCCUCUCUGACACUCUCCCCACACCUGGAAUGCAGGAAGUUUUGCUUCCAGCUACUGGUUCCUUGCUGCUACUGGAAAAAAAGCUGCAGAUCUGGAGGUGGGUGAGGGUGGAUCUCAGGAUCAACAAAGCCCAACUACACACCCAAGCCUGGUGCAUGCUCAGGAAGAGCUGGCAGUGCUUAAUGAGAUCAAAAGAAGGGAGGUAUGGAAAAGCAUCUUGGCUCCUGACUCAAACCUGUUUAUUAAUUGUGGCAUCUCUUAGAAUUGGAUUAAAAUAUUACAUUAAAGCUCUAUCUUAGA
Colius striatus (speckled mousebird) is the source of this 3170-nucleotide messenger RNA. It is a transcript of the gene BBS2, whose product is annotated as Bardet-Biedl syndrome 2. Gene Ontology annotation, molecular function: protein binding. The record is from RefSeq and is a predicted model, not a curated record. Gene Ontology annotation, cellular component: BBSome; membrane; neuron projection. The coding region runs from base 72 to 2237 and encodes 721 amino acids. The transcript is spliced from 17 exons. Gene Ontology annotation, biological process: non-motile cilium assembly. Lineage: Eukaryota; Metazoa; Chordata; Aves; Coliiformes; Coliidae.